This is a messenger RNA of Elaeis guineensis (African oil palm), 1706 nucleotides long. RefSeq names its product acyl transferase 7-like. NCBI's taxonomy places the organism in Eukaryota, Viridiplantae, Streptophyta, Magnoliopsida, Arecales, Arecaceae. The record is from RefSeq and is a predicted model, not a curated record.
AUUCUUCCAAGGCUUUUCACAUCAGUGCCAAGGGGAUAAAGUAAGAGAGAAGAGAACACCUAAAGCAAUCGACCCUAUAAAUUCUCCUUGCCUAUCCCUGCUAUCCUAUACCAAAACAAUUAACUCACACAUUUGCCUUCCAUUUGAUCACCAUGAGCAUCUCUGUGGACAGGCUCUCCCAGGAGCUGGUCAUCCCCUCCGAGCCCACUCCCACCGGCAUCCUCCGCCUCUCGUGGCUCGACCGAUACCCGACGCAGCGAGCCCUCAUCGAGUCACUGCAUGUGUUCAAGGAAGGGCAGGAGCCGGCGAUGGUCAUCAAGCGGGCGCUGUCCAGGGCAUUGGUGCCCUACUACCCUCUCGCCGGCCGGCUGGUGGUGUCGGACCAGGGGGAGGUCCAGGUGUCAUGUACCGGAGAUGGAGUCUGGUUCGUGGAGGCAUCCGCCGACUGCAGCCUGGAGGAUGUGGAUUAUUUGGAACAUCCUUUGAUUAUAUCCAAGGAUGAGCUCCUGCCUCAUCCCGAGCCAAAACUAGACCCAUCUCAAGAAGAGGAAUUGCUUUUGCUCGUUCAGGUCACAGAGUUCACUUGCGGUGGUUUUGUGGUCGGCCUCAGAUUUAGUCAUGCCAUCGCCGACGGCCCAGGAGCAGCACAAUUCGUGGCAGCAGUUGCAGACUUCGCCAGAGGCCUCACACGGCCGACCAUCGAGCCGGUGUGGAGCAGGGAUGCCAUCCCUGAGCCACCAAAAUUCAAGUCAGCACCUCCACCGGCCCCCUCUGACGUCCACCUCCAGUGUCUCGUAAUGGAUGUCUCUUUGGAGUACAUCAACCAUCUCAAGAGCCAAUUUAUGGAGCAAACAGGCCAGCGAUGCUCCACUUUCGAGGUCCUAAUUGCAAAGGCUUGGCAGAGCCGGGCCCAGGCGAUUAGGUUCGAGCCCGAGACUGAUGUUCAUCUUUAUUUCGCCAUGAGUUCUCGCCCAUUGCUGCACCAAAUGUUGCCCCCCGAAGGGGGUUUUGGAAAUUGCUACUACAUCAUGAAAGUCACCACAACGAGUGGGAAAAUCAUGCAGUCUCCCAUUAUGGAGAUCGUGAAGCUGAUUAAAGAUGCUAAGAAGAAGCUGCCUGUAGAAUUUUCAAAGUGGGCUAAGGGAGAGCUGAAGGAGGACCCAUAUAAGUUGACGACGGCCUAUGAUUCAUUGUUGGUUUCAGACUGGACUCAUUUGGGGUUCUCCGAGGUGAACUAUGGAUGGGGAAAACCAGUGCAUGUUGUCCCAUUGACGAAUUCUGAUAGUAUAGCUACGUGCAUCCUUAUCAAGCCAUCUGCCACCAAGCAUGGUGCCCGUUUGAUGACACAGUGUGUUACGAAGGAACACUUGAUGGCAUUCCAUGAUGGAAUGAUGAACCUACCCUGAAGCCUCUCUUUUUUCUUUUUCUUUUUUUUAAUUUUAUAAUUAUUGUUUUUCUUUUUUCUUUGAAAGAAAGGGGCAAAAGCUUGCUCGUCUAUUAAAUAUAUGAUUCAAAUGUUUGAUUUGAUUUUAAUUACUGCAAAGUACUUUAAUUUGGUGGCGUUUGCCAUGUCCUUCAGCUAAUUAAGUCCGAAUUCUCUUGUAUGUCACUCUCUCUUUGCUGGCACUAGGUCUGAAAAAAAAAAUGCCAGUAUAUAUAUUGAAGACCAUAUAUCAAUGUCAUUGCGUCGAUGACCUUUCAAAAAA